ACGGGUCGCCCGGCCCGCUGCUGCCGCCGCGCUUCUACCCGCGCUACGUGCUGCCGCUGGCCUUCGGCAAGUACUUCGCGUCCGUGUCGGCGCACGUCAGCAUCUGGAAGGUGCCCGUGUCCUACGCGCACACCGUCAAGGCCACCAUGCCCAUCUGGGUGGUACUCCUGUCCCGGAUCAUCAUGAAGGAGAAGCAGAGUACCAAGGUGUACUUGUCACUCAUCCCCAUCAUCAGCGGCGUCCUGCUGGCCACCGUCACUGAGUUGUCUUUUGACAUGUGGGGGCUCGUCAGCGCCCUGGCUGCCACGCUGUGCUUCUCUCUUCAGAACAUAUUCUCUAAAAAGGUAUUGAGAGACUCGCGGAUCCACCAUCUCCGGCUGCUGAACAUUCUUGGCUGCCAUGCUGUCUUCUUUAUGAUCCCCACAUGGGUUCUGGUGGACCUCUCCGCUUUCCUGGUCAGCAGUGACUUGACCUACAUCUCCCAGUGGCCCUGGACACUCCUGCUCCUGGCUGUCAGUGGCUUCUGUAACUUCGCCCAGAACGUCAUCGCUUUCAGCAUCCUCAACCUCAUCAGCCCCCUAAGCUACUCAGUCGCCAAUGCCACCAAGAGGAUCAUGGUCAUCACGGUGUCCCUGAUCAUGCUGCGCAACCCGGUCACUAGCACCAACGUCCUGGGCAUGAUGACAGCCAUCCUGGGUGUCUUCCUAUACAACAAGACCAAGUAUGAUGCAAACCAGCAAGCCAGGAAGCACCUCCUCCCUGUCUCGACGGCAGACCUGAGCAGCAAGGAGCAUUACCGGAGCCCACUGGAGAAACCCCACAACGGUGUCCUCUUCCCCCAGCAUGGGGACUUUCAGUAUGGCCGCAACAACAUGUUAACAGAUCACUUCCAGUAUAGCCGGCAGAGCUAUCCAAACUCAUACAGUUUGAACCGUUAUGAUGUGUAGGUUCCACAGGACAGGGCGGGAUGUUCUGCAACUCCUCCCACCCCCAGCAGAAUCAGAAACUUCUGACAACUGGUGAAUGUAAAACCCAGCUAAGGGGACGGUGCAUUACCUACCAUCCGGAGACCCUGCAGCUCCCAGCUCCCCAUGGGCAGCAGGAGGAUGUGCCUGAGGUGUGGACAGCCAUGGAUUCUGGGCAGAGGCAAAUCUAAAUGGAGACCCAUUUUUACA
This is a messenger RNA of Galeopterus variegatus (Sunda flying lemur), 1175 nucleotides long. It is a transcript of the gene SLC35E1, whose product is annotated as solute carrier family 35, member E1. Gene Ontology annotation, molecular function: antiporter activity. The record is from RefSeq and is a predicted model, not a curated record. The transcript is spliced from 6 exons. Gene Ontology annotation, cellular component: Golgi apparatus. Lineage: Eukaryota; Metazoa; Chordata; Mammalia; Dermoptera; Cynocephalidae. The coding region runs from base 147 to 947 and encodes 266 amino acids.